This is a messenger RNA of Sphaerodactylus townsendi, 2666 nucleotides long. It is a transcript of the gene MYNN, whose product is annotated as myoneurin. Gene Ontology annotation, biological process: regulation of transcription by RNA polymerase II. Lineage: Eukaryota; Metazoa; Chordata; Lepidosauria; Squamata; Sphaerodactylidae. Bases 611 to 2455 code for a protein of 614 amino acids. Gene Ontology annotation, cellular component: nucleus. The transcript is spliced from 8 exons. Gene Ontology annotation, molecular function: RNA polymerase II cis-regulatory region sequence-specific DNA binding; DNA-binding transcription factor activity, RNA polymerase II-specific; protein binding. The record is from RefSeq and is a predicted model, not a curated record.
GCCGCGGACUGUGGUUGGACGGGUCCAUUUUGCCUGGGGGGGUGUUUUGUAGGGAAGCCCUCCAAGUAGACGGGACGGAAACUCCCAUGGAAGACUAAUGCAAACGGGGCCAAGAGGGCGUGGGGAGCGGCGGGUGUGCGAGGCUAGUUGGGAAGAGUGUUAUGGCGGACGGGAGCGAAGGUCACCGCUGUCCCCUGGACUGGGACUGCGCAAAGAAAGCUGCCGAGAAUCUGAGCAUACACGCGUGUCUUCGGUCUGCACGUGUGCAUGCGAUUGCAAGACUUAUUGGGAGGCAAGUCCUGCUCACAUCUCAAGGGUUUCUUUCUGGUUGACUCGGUUGCAGAAACUGGGCUAGCAGCAAAUGAUCCCAGUGUCAAAAGGCAGAGAGAUGGAGUGAAGGGAAGAGUGCAGGCAUGAGGCAAGAGAUGCCAGCAAGGCUAAACCGAGUUUCCUGACGUGUGGAUCAGCAAAAAGCAGUGUCGAUGUGGAUGCAGGGAUAAGUUGGCAGAAGUUAUCUAAAUGUGGGAUAGGAGAAAGUCUGGGCUGAUAGACCAAAGUGUGGUGGAGUUUACACCAAGCUGACCAAAAAGUCGCAUCCUGUCUUCCCAAAAUGCAGUGUUCACAUCACUGUGAGCAUCUCCUGGAAAGGCUGAACAAGCAGCGAGAGGCAGGUUUCCUGUGCGACUGCACCGUCGUUAUUGGUGAAUUUCAGUUCAAAGCUCAUCGAAAUGUGCUGGCUUCCUUCAGUGAGUACUUUGGGGCUUUUUACAAGGACACAUCAGACAGUAACGUAGUUUUGGAUCAGAAUCAAGUGAAAGCCGAUGGAUUUCAGAAACUUCUGGAGUUCAUAUAUACAGGAGAUUUAAACCUUGACAGUUGGAAUGUUAAAGAAAUCCACCAGGCUGCCGACUAUCUCAGAGUGGAGGAGGUGGUCACAAAGUGUAAAAUAAAGAUGGAAGACUUUGCUUUCAUUGCAAACCCCUCGUCUACAGAAAUCUCCAGCAUCACUGGGAACAUCGCAUUGAACCAGCAGACGUGCCUGCUCACGCUUCGCGACUACAAUAGCCAGGAGAAAGCGGGAGACGCCCCUCUGGUAGACACCACUCAGCCCCCAGCUGCCAAAGCGACCCCAGAAAAGAAAUCCGCUCAAGCUAAAAAGCGGAAGAAAGGCUUCAGCUCUCCGAAAAACCCGCCGGACAAGUCAGCUCAGUAUCCGAGCGAUGUCACGGAGAACUCUUUGGCAGAGAUGUUUUUGGAUGCAAAUAAACUGGCCACGGAGAUAACGGAGCAAGCCGCCCAGGGCGGGGACAGUUCGGAGCUGCAGUUGAUGCCUGUGGUGGAAAGCGAAACUUUUACUGCCCAGGAGAUCCUGGUGCAGACGGUGGCCGUGAAACCCAAACAGGGGAAGGCCCAGCAGAGUUGCGCGUUGAAAGAGCACUGCUUGUCCAAUAUUUCCAAUGACAAGAGUUCUUACCAAUUGGAGAGCUUGGGAGAGGAACUGGAUCCAAAAUACCCCAAGGCGAAGCCGGUCUGUAACACUUGCGGGAAGGUGUUUUCGGAAGCCAGCAGUCUGCGACGGCACAUGAGGAUCCACAAAGGAGUCAAGCCGUACGUGUGCCAUCUCUGCGGGAAGGCCUUCACCCAGUGCAAUCAGCUGAAAACGCAUGUAAGAACUCACACAGGUGAAAAGCCAUAUAAAUGUGAACUCUGCGACAAAGGCUUUGCUCAGAAAUGCCAGCUGGUUUUCCACAGCCGCAUGCAUCACGGAGAGGAGAAACCGUAUAAGUGUGAUGCUUGCAAUCUGCAGUUCGCCACAUCUAGCAACUUGAAGAUCCACGCCAGGAAGCAUAGCGGGGAAAAGCCAUACGUCUGCGACAGAUGCGGCCAGCGAUUCGCCCAGGCGAGCACCCUGACCUAUCACGUGCGGCGACACACAGGAGAGAAGCCUUACGUUUGCGACACCUGCGGGAAAGCUUUUGCAGUCUCCAGUUCACUGAUCACUCAUUCAAGGAAGCACACAGGGGAGAAACCAUACAUAUGUGGCAUUUGUGGGAAAAGCUUCAUUUCUUCAGGGGAACUCAGCAAACACUUCCGAUCCCAUACAGGUGAAAGACCAUUUAUCUGUGAGCUGUGUGGAAAUUCCUACACAGAUAUAAAGAACCUAAAGAAGCACAAAUCAAAGGUUCAUGCAGGUUCCGAGAACCCCCUGGAUCCCAUCACAGUCGACCAUUCCUUCAACGGGCAGGACUCCCUCCCAAGCGAGAAAAGCCCUUUGCUGGAGUCUGCAGAUGUGAAGCCUUCUGACAUCGUGUUGCCUCUUCCCAUUGGCUCAGAGGACCAUCAGGUGCUGCUGCCCAUAGCCGAGAGCCAGUCUCCCCCCUCGGACACGCUGCUGAGGUCGACCAUCACUGGAUAUUCGGAACCUCAGCUUAUUUUCCUCCAGCAGCUGUAUUGACAUUCAGCAUUUCCGGAAGACUUCAGGAGCAAGGAGACGGUCGGUCAAGUGAACAUAAUCAUGCAGACGGUUUCAUGCUGGACCUUUGCUUUGGUUUGAAUUCGGGACACUUGGUAACGCGCCUGCAGUGUGCUGCUUUUUCUUGGUUACCUUUUGUUAAUUUAGAGCAACACUUUGUAACUUUUUUAAUUUAAAAAAAAUCAUGGUAGAA